AUGACUUUGAAUUUUCAAUCAUGUCUUUUUAAAGACAUUUCUUCAAUGUUAAAAAAUGCCGACGAUUAUAACGUUAUUAUUAAAGUUGGAAAAUCUCAAGAUAUAAAAGAAUUUCGUGCACAUUCAAAUAUUUUAAGAUCUCAUUCUCAACAUUUUAAAAAUGUUAUUCCUGCCGAUAUUAAUAAAAAGAAUACUAUUUUUACAAUAAUCAAACCAAAUAUUACUCCUACCAUUUUUGAAAUAAUUCUCAAAUAUAUUUAUACCGGAGAAUUUAAUUUCAAGAAUAAAUCGGGAACGGAUAGUUUUAAACUAUUGGUUGCAUGUAGUAAUUUACUUCUUGAAGAAUUAGUAGAAUAUUUACAAUCUUUCUUAAUUGAACAACAUUCAUCUUGGAUUCGACAAAAUUUUGUUCUUGUUUUAAAUGCUAUAUUUAAAUCUCCUAUUCUCAAAAAGUUACAAGAUUAUUAUAUUUUACGUAUUAAAGAGACGGCUAUUUGGGAAUUUUUAAUUAAAUGGGUUAUUAUUCCAAUUAAUUUAUAUGAUGAAAUUUUGGAAUAUCAUUUAGUUAUUAAACCUAAAUUAUGUAUUUAUAAUUCAAAGAUUAUCAAACCAAAACUUGUUAAUGUAUUUAUUAAUUGGAUUGAUAAAGAAUUGAAAGAUCCUAUAUAUAUACGUAAUGAAUAUGAUCCAAUAUAUAAAUUUAAACUUAUUUAUCAUGGUAAACCUAAUGAGAUUCUUAGUAAUAAUAAUAAUAAUAAUAAUUCAUCUAAUGAAGAUUCUUUUGCAAAUUUAAUUUUAAUUAAGACUAAAGGAUCAAAUACUAAAAAUUUUGGUGGAUAUAAUUCUCAUGAUAAUGAAUAUAUUCAAAAUAUAAAAAUAAGUCAUUUAAAAGUAAAUUGUAAAUCUUAUGAAAAAGAUUUAUGUACAUCGACUUAUAAAAUUGAAGAAAUUGAAGCUUAUAAUGUAACUAAAUUUAUAUAAUACUCUUAAUAAUUUUGAAUUAUUUGUUACUUGUAAGUAAUUAUAUUUAUUAAGCUCUAGUGCUUGACGCAUGUGAUAUUAGUACUACUGUUCACAUUUGAGGAAAUAAGACAAUUUAUGACGCAAUAAUUAUAAAAUUGAUAAACAAGUCGAAAAUUUUAACUUACGCAUUUUCGUUUCCGACCUUUUAAAGGAAUUCUUUAAUGCUACUAAGUAAUAAUU
This is a messenger RNA of Rhizophagus irregularis DAOM 181602=DAOM 197198, 1203 nucleotides long. Lineage: Eukaryota; Fungi; Glomeromycota; Glomeromycetes; Glomerales; Glomeraceae. The record is from RefSeq and is a predicted model, not a curated record.